GUGCUCCUGAGUGUCCCUGGGUGUCCCCAUGUGUGUCCCUGAGUGCAGGGAGGGGCAGAGUAGGGCCAGGCUCUGCUCCAGGGCCCAGCGAUGGCACCAGAGCCACGGGCAGAAUUCCUGAUCCCAGGAAUUCUCCCGGCACAGGAGGCAGAACUUCUGCCCUGGGCAGUGCCCAGCCCUGAGCAGAGAGCAGAGAGGCUGUGGGAUCUCCCUCACCGGGGAUAUUCCAGAACUGUCAGGACGUAAUCCUGAGCCCUGUGCUCUGGGAUGGCCCUGCUGGAGCAGGGAGGUGCCUCCAGUGACCCACUGUGGUCCCUUCCAUUCAGGAAUUCUGGGAUUCUGUGUCCUGCGGGGAAGCGCCGCUGCGGUGGAAUCCAGAGGGGGUUUCCUGCCACUGCGGUCAGCAUCAGCCCCUUCCCGGUGACUGACAGCUGUCAAUCAGUGCGGGGGCUGCCGGCCGGCGGGGGCCGCUGUGGCGGCGGCGGAAGCGGAGGAGGAAGAGGAAGCGGCGCUUCUUGGCGGCAAGGAAAGGAGAGGCGGCGGCAGGGCAGGGCAGGAGCGGCGGCGGGCGAGGGCCGCUCCGAGCGGAGAGCUCCGGCUCCGGUGCGGGAGGCACGGGAAGGAGCGGGCCGGCCCCGCUGUGCGGCGGCCGAGGCGAGGCUCUCCCGGCCCGCUGUGUGCCUCCGCCAGCCCCGCUGCCGCAGCCCGUCCCUGCGCUCGGUCGCUGCCGGUGCGGGGAUGGAGCUGGCGGGCGGCAGCACCAUCUCGCUGUGGACCGUGGUGGCGGCCGUGCAGGCGCUGGAGCGCAGCGUGGCCGCACACGCGUCCCGCCUCUUCAGCCUGGAACACCGCGCCGGGAACAGCGAGAAGAAGCACCUGGACUGCGAGAAAAUGGUCGGGGAGUUCGGGAGCCAGCUGGAGAGCAAGUGCGCGGCGCUGGGCACCCUCAUCCAGGAGUACGGGCGGCUCCAGCGGCGCCUGGAGAACAUGGAGAACCUGCUGAAGAACAGGAAUCUCUGGAUCCUGCGGCUGCCCCCCGGGGUGGAGGUCCCCAAGGCCCCGGCUGUGGCGUUGGAAAACGAUGCCACCGGCUUUUCCACUCAGGACUGGGAGAACCUGGAGGAGUGGCAGAGGGAGCUGUUUGGAAAGGUGCUGACAGGGAAGAGAGAAGCCCUGGUCCUGCUGGACGAUGUCAUCUCCGAACCUGCCCUCUUGUCCCGGCUCCAGGGAGGAGAAGCACCCUGCAGUGAGGAGGAGGCAGCUCCUGGAGAGAUCCCAGCAGAACCAGAGGCUCUGCUGUUUGAACUCAAUGUGAGCAGCUGGGACAGCAGAGAAGCGCAGGAAAACCAGGAGGGAAGAGCAGGACUGGCUGAACCUCGCCAUGCAGACUGCAGCAUUCCAGAGCGGAGCUUUGCUGUCACUGUGAAGCAGGAAGAGGAGGAAGAGCCAUAUGCAAAGGAGCAGGGAGCCAUGGAGGGUGUGGAGUUCUCUGAGCUUGGUGUGGGGCCGGACGCCGCUGGACACAAGGCCCAGGCCCUGGUGGAGGGCGGGAACCGGCCGGGGGCCCGGAGCUGCCCGGACCGGGAUGUGAGAGGGAAUCCCGCAGAGACCGGCUCGGAAAACAGCGUAAUCCAGAUUAAGCAAGAGGAAGAGUUGUGCACUGCAGGUCGGAAGGAGGAGGCUGCAGAAGCUCCUGGAGAGCCCUGCCCAGCAGAGCGAGGAUUUUACGAGCCUGAGGCAUCCAGUCAGACCAGGAGAGGCAGCGAGCUGGAUGCCAGGGAGCUGCCAGGCACAGAGGGUGAGGACCUCCAGAGAGAUCCUGCCACAGGAUUUCAGACUUAUGCAAGAGAUGCUUCGUCGUGGAUUAAACAAGAGGAGGAGCCACCCUGCUCUGGACAGCAGGACUUGGAGAAAGAGGAAAUCUCUGCAGAUCCAAGUACAGAUGAAAAUUUGAAGAGGGACCAUCCAGCAAAUUGCUUGGAGAGCAAGACCUGUGACUUAGAGGUACCAGGAAGGCCGGGAGAGGUGUUUCCCAAAGAUCCCAGCCAUGGAGUGACAUGGGACAGUCAGUGGAAUUCAGAAAUGAUGGAAACAGCCACCACAGGGAAUGGGAACAGCCUUGGAAUUGAUGCUCAGUACGAUUUCUUUAGUGCUCAGGAAAAGAGCCUGGAAAAGAGGCCCUGUGUGUACAGGUGUGAGAGAAACUGCCCACAGCAGGACCAGCCUCAGCAGGCACUGCAGGGAGAAGGGGACCUGUUUCCAGGCCCCACGUAUGAGAGGAUGUUCCCUCUGCUGCACCCACACCCAGGAGAGAUGGGAAUGGGCCUGGGAGAGAAGGGAAUGGGCCCGGGAGAGAAGGGAAUGGGCCCUGGAGCUGCUGCCACCUCCUGUGAGGGGCCAGGGCCCCGCUCCGAGUGUGGAGGGACUCCCCCGGGCACAGGCAGGCCCCGUGAGCAGGACAGCCUGGGCACAGAGGAAGCUGCUGAAAACGAGGAGAGCUUCCCCACGGACACCUCGGGAUCCAGCCCCUGCUGGGAGCCACCCCUGGCCCGAGGCAGCCCUGCCCAGCAGCAGAGCCAGGGCCGGGGCAAAUCCUACAUUUGCAGCGACUGUGGGAAAAACUUUGUUUGCCAUUCGUGGCUCGUUAGGCACCAGACGAGUCACACGGGAGAGAGGCCCUACAAGUGCUCCAAGUGUGACAAAACCUACAGGAGGAAGGAUUACCUCCUGAACCACCAGCGCCGGCACACGGGAGAGAGGCUUUUCCAGUGUCCUCUCUGCAGCAAAAGAUUUGUGCUCAAGAGGAGCCUGCUGAAGCAUCAGGAAGGUCACAUGCAGGACACCCACGUGCCGCUGGUCAGCUGGCCCUGCAGGAACAUCAGCGGCUCUGUGAUGCAUUCCAUUUAGGACAUCCUCCACACCCCCUUGGUGGCCCCUCACUGGGCCCGGGCAGCACCCCCAGCUCUGUGCCAGGCCCCGAUGGCAGGAGGAGGCUGUGGUGGAAAAGGGAGCUGCCUGGGGGUUAUUUUGUGUUAGACAGCAUUCACCAGUGCCUGUGGAUUUGGGGAGGUGCAGUUUGGAGGUACUGCUGGCUGUGAGUCCAUGUGGGAGAGAAACGACGUUGAUAUGGAGCAACUUGUGAUGUGUGUUACAAAGAAGGGUUGUCUGAAUAGAGGGAAAUUAUCCAAAAUGUAUCCAAAAUGUUAUCCCGGGAGUCCGGAGUCCUUGGACUGGGCUGGGAACAAGUGAGUUAAGGGUAUUAAUUGUCCACUAACGAGUGAAAUGUGUCAGGAAACACUCGCUUGGGUGAGGUGCUUUGGGAAAGGAAGUGUUGCCCCUGUGGCUGUAGGAGGAAGCCUCUUUCUUCUGUGGCAAACAGAAAGAAGGCUGCAGAGCCUGGGAGGCAGAUUAUUCCCACUCUUAAAUCCUGGGGCUCCUCACUGCUGAACCCCAAGGGAGAGUUCCUGAAGGGUGAGAUCCUUCCUGGGGGUUGUAAGAUGGCCAGGGAGCCUGGAAUAUGGUUUUAAUUCUGCAUAGCCUUAAAGUUGUGUUGCAUUUCUUUUCCC
This is a messenger RNA of Motacilla alba alba, 3566 nucleotides long. RefSeq names its product zinc finger protein 282-like. The transcript is spliced from 10 exons. Bases 268 to 2907 code for a protein of 879 amino acids. The record is from RefSeq and is a predicted model, not a curated record. NCBI's taxonomy places the organism in Eukaryota, Metazoa, Chordata, Aves, Passeriformes, Motacillidae. Gene Ontology annotation, biological process: regulation of DNA-templated transcription.